CGAGCCUCCAUCUUCCCUUCUCCCUUCCUCCUUCUCCAAACCUCCACGCUUACCAACGGCGCAUCGUCACGCCCACCAUGUCCAACUUCUUCCGCUCCAUGGGCCGGUCCGCCCGUCCCUCGAAGCACGCCAACGCCAACAACAACAAGUCGCCCACUUUACCCUCGGGCGAUUUCCCCCCUUCUCAUCAGCAGGGCGGCGCAGCAGGAGGAGGAGGAGGAGGGGGCAGCUUCGGUCCCAACGGUAAAGCAUUGUAUCUGUGCAAUCCUUUUGUGAGAUCAGCGCUGGUCAAGGGGAGCUUCAAGACUAUUGUGACUCUGCCCAAGUAUGUGGAUCAGAGGGAAUGGGUCGCGGUCAAUCUCUUCGACUUCUUCAACAACCUCAACCAAUUCUACGGCGUCUUGACCGAGUUCUGCACAAUCCACACCUCACCCACAAUGUCCGCCGGUCCCGGUCUAGACUACACCUGGAUCGAUCAAAAUCGCAAGCAAGUCCGUCUCCCCGCCCCACAGUACAUCGACUACGUCAUGACCUGGGUGGGUGGCCUACUAAGCGACGAAGCCACUUUCCCCACCAAGGCUAGUCGGGAUUUCCCUCCAACAUUCAUGGUGACCGCCAAGCAUGUGUAUAAGCAGCUCCUUCGAGUUUUCGCUCACAUCUAUUGGGGACUGUUUGGUUGGUUGGUCCACCUCUGCGCCGAGGGACACUUCAACUCGCUCUUCGCACACUUCAUUGCCUUUGGGGCGGAAUUUGAGUUGUUCUCUUUUGGAGAGUUCAGGAGUAGCGGGAAUUCUGUGGGUGGCGGGUACCCGGGGGUGUGCGAUUUGAUUGAGGCGUGGGUGGGUAUGGGUGUGUUGGAGGAGAAGUGUUUGCGUUGA
Messenger RNA from Jaminaea rosea, 878 nucleotides. RefSeq lists its product as hypothetical. Gene Ontology annotation, biological process: positive regulation of protein phosphorylation; cell division; signal transduction. NCBI's taxonomy places the organism in Eukaryota, Fungi, Basidiomycota, Exobasidiomycetes, Microstromatales. Bases 78 to 878 code for a protein of 266 amino acids. Gene Ontology annotation, molecular function: protein kinase activator activity. Gene Ontology annotation, cellular component: cytoplasm; nucleus. The record is from RefSeq and is a predicted model, not a curated record. The transcript is spliced from 3 exons.